CACAGAGGUCCUUAAUACGGCCAUUCUGACGGGGAAGCCGGUGUCCAUCCCUGUGAAAGUGGUUGCUGUUGAAGAAGAUGGAUCAGUGAGAGAUGUCUCCAGCUCCACUGAGUGCAAAUCAGCUGAUGAAGAUGUCCUCAAGGUCUCAGACAACUGCAAUGCCAUCUUUGUGAACGGGAAGGAAAUGAAAAGCAAAGUGGACGCCAUCGUGAACUUCACCUACCAGCAUUUUACCACUCAGCUAGAAAUCCCUGUAUGGGUUCCACGACUCCCUUUGCAAAUUGAGAUCUCAGAUACUGAGCUGAGCCAGAUCAAAGGUUGGAGGAUUCCUGUCACCUCCAAUAAAAGGCCAACCCGUGACAGUGAUGAGGAAGAGGAUGAUGAGAAGAAAGGCAAAGGUUGUACCCUCCAGUACCAGCAUGCGAUGGUGCGUGUUCUUACCCAGUUUGUUGCAGAAUCAUCUGAUCUUGGAGGGCAGCUGACUUACAUGCUUAGCUCUGAAUGGCAGUUUGACAUCACAGACCUGGUGGCCAAUUUCAUGAAGGUGGAGGAAUCCAAAGUGGCCAAGUUACAAGGGGGACGAGUUCUGAUCGGUCGUGAGCAAGGGAUUACAACUGUUCAGGUCCUUUCUCCUUUGUCCGAUUCCAUUCUGGCUGAGAAGACAGUGAUUGUCCUAGAGGACAGAGUGACCAUCACUGAUCUUGGAGUACAACUGGUGGCAGGCUUGUCCUUGUCUCUCCAGACAAAUAAAGGAAAUAAGAGAUUGAUUGUUGCAACAGCAUCUGCUUCUGAUAUUCUUCACGCAGCUAAACAGGAAGCGGUGCUCAGCACUUGGCUUUUAUUCAGUGAUGGAACCGUGACUCCUUUAGACAUCUACGACAUCAAGGAUUUCUCCCUUGUGGUCACAUCGCUGGAUGAAAUGGUGGUGUCUGCCCAUCAGAGACAGGAAGAUGACUGGCCAAUAGUGGUGGCCGAAGGUGAAGGCCAAGGACCGCUGAUUAAAAUAGAAAUGGUGAUCAGCGAGGCGUGCCAGAAGUCGAAGCGGAAGAGCAGCUUGGCCGUUGGGAAAGGGAGCGUCAAGGUGAAAUUUGGCCAAAGGGAAUCGGCGCACAAAGAAGAGACCAAGAAUGGCAAAGAUGCAGAUAGUGAUUUUAAAAGUAACUCUAUAGAAAACUCCCUGGAGGGAGAGAGAGCAGGCCAGGACUGGUCCAAACAUGAUGCUUCCAUGAAUCAGGACGAGUUGACCAACCAAAACACAAGCUCUAAGUCUCCCAUCCAUCAGAUUAAUUCUCACGGGGAGGGACACCUUCAAAGCAAGCCUCCUACCUCUACGAGCUUUCCCACACAGGAGGAUGUCCCAAGGCAGAAUAACCCCAGUGAUCUCACUCUAGCUUCCAGGGGUUUAACAGAUUUGGAGAUUGGGAUGUAUGCUCUCCUAUGUGUCUUCUGCUUGGCCAUCUUGGUCUUCUUAAUCAACUGUGUGGCAUUUGCUUGGAAGUACCGUCACAAAAGGUUCACCAUCAGUGAGCAAGGGAACAUCCCACAUUCCCAUGACUGGGUGUGGUUGGGCAAUGAGGUUGAGCUGUUGGAGAGUCCCGUGGACAUUUCUCUCCCAUCUGAUGAGUGCACCACGAUCAUUGACCGCGGGAUGCUUUUUGAAGAAAGCAAUUUCCUGCUCAACGGGAGUUCUCAGAAGAGCUUCCACAACCAGAUCCUUCGAUCUGCUGAAUAUGAUUGUGACAAGGACUUCAGAAACGAACCCAUAAACCCUCCUGGGCCCAAGCGGAAGAGGGUUAAAUUCACAUCCUACACCACCAUCCUGCCAGAGGAUGGUGGUCCGUACACCAACUCCAUUCUCUUUGACAGUGAUGAUAAUAUCAAAUGGGUAUGCCAAGAUAUGAACUUGGGUGACUCCCAGGAAUUUAGAGACUAUAUGGAAAGACUUCAGGACCAUAUGUAAAACACACACACACA
This is a messenger RNA of Candoia aspera, 1974 nucleotides long. Its product is annotated as transmembrane protein 132B-like. The coding region runs from base 185 to 1960 and encodes 591 amino acids. The record is from RefSeq and is a predicted model, not a curated record. NCBI's taxonomy places the organism in Eukaryota, Metazoa, Chordata, Lepidosauria, Squamata, Candoiidae. The transcript has 5 exons.